AUGGAGAGGUAAGGGACUUCAGUAUUUCUGGCUUAAUUGUUAGGACCUCUAUGAGUUACUUGCUUCCUAACUACAAAAGCCUUACUCUUUGUUCAAUUGGGGGUUCCGGCAGUUGUAAAAUCAGUCAUCUUCCUCAGAAAAGUAUGUGCCUGCAAAGGGGAACCUACUUUAAUAUAUUGGAUAAUCUACUAAAAAUAUUACAAAACGCUCCAUCAACGGAUAUUAGAAGAUCUGAAUUGGUUUUUUUUAUCAGUGUAAGCUGUGAUGAGGUUAAGCAAAGCACCUAUCCAGAUCUGAAGGACAUAUUUGACACAAGAUGGGAUGUCUUGGAAAAGAAGAUAAACCAAUUGGAAUUACAUACCUACAUCUAUUGGGAUAGAGUAAGUCGUCAUCUUACUAUAUAAGGUGGUCAAAGGGUUUCCUUCGAAAGAGACCCCCGAAUCGGGGGUCUCUUUCGAUGUUUGCCGAAAAGGUCAAAAAUAGGGUAAUCGACGGCGUAGAUGCCAAAAAUCGUAUUCGUUUUUGCUGAUUUUGACUUUUUUCUUAACUAGUAGCGCUAAAAAGUAAUUUUUCGAAUUUUUUCUAAAAAUACUCGAUUUAGGAGUAAUCGAUGGUGUUGAUUUCGAAAAUGGUGAUCGUUUUUUCUAUUUUAUUUUACUAUUAUAGUAGUGUUAAAAAAUAAUUUUCGAUGUAUUUCACAUCCCUACUGAAACAUCUUGUUUUUUGUGCACAGCUAGCUCGACUCUCUGGCAAACCUGUUUUAAGAAAAAAGUCAAGAUCAGAAAAAACGAACAUCAUGUUCGAAAUCAGCGGCAGAAAAAACGAAUAUGAUUUUUGUAAUCUACGCCAUCGAUUACCCUUGGGGUCUAUUUCAAAUCCGGGGUUUCUUUCGACUUGCAUGUUGUUGUCACACAUAAAUAUUACGUUAAUAAUCCCUCAGCUCUCAUACACUGGGAUCUGCAAACGUCCGAUUGAUUACGGAUACAAACAAUUUGUUUACAUGUCUUACGCUAGCUGGAAUGGAGACUUGUUUAUACGGGAUGCAAUGUAAGUCACUAACUGUUUUAACAUUGCGCCAAUUUUACAUUACAUAUUUACGAAUAUAAUAAAUUUAGAAACAAAUUUGGUGAUGAAUGGAAUGUAACAAAAAGUAAUGACAAGCAGAAACCAAAGGAGAACGGUAAGAGAUUACGGAAGGGAUAAAGUAAUGGAAAACGUUUAGAAUUCGAUUACAAGGUUUUAUUUGUGAUCGCCGGAGGAGUUUUGGCAUUAGCCAUAAUUGGCACAUUAUUAUUUUUAUUCAAUAGAAUGCGGCGAAAAAAUAAAAUUACGUAAGUUUCCGAUUACAGUAGAUCACUAAUAGUAAUAGGAAGUUUGCAAAGACCCAUCAAACGUCCGCCAAGAGGUAUCACAUAAAGGAAAAUGACAAGUACGAAGUAGAUCAUGAAGAUUUUAAAUUUACGUAUGAUAUUAUGCUCGGAUGUGGGGUUUCUGGAAAGGUUUAUAAAGGAAUUGUGAACAAAUACGAGCCCGAGAGUAAAGAAUUCUCAAAAAUAGAUGUCGCCAUAAAGAUAUGUCAUGUUUUUGCAAAGAACGAAAUGAAGUAAGGCUUUCUCUUUACAUACUUUACACAGGGUGUCUCAAAAAAGGAAUGUUUUUAUGCUAUAUUUUAUUUAACAACUUUAACAAAACUAGCAAUGAAUCAGAAACAUUGAGUUUUAUAACAAAUAAAUUCAAACAGUUUCAAAGGGCACCACGACAUUUCCGGAAUUUGGACACUUCCGGAAUGGCGGAAUAGUGACACUUCCGGAAUGGCGGAACAGUGACACUUCCGGAACCGGGGAAAAAUCAAAGAAGAGGCUUAGACCUGCCAUCUGAACCACCUGACUGGAUUUAUUGUUAUUAAUCUCUAAAAUUUUGUUAUUUUUUUUUUCUGAUUGUUACUUUUUUCUUAAGCAGUAGUGUUAUAAAGUAAUUUUUUGAAAAUUUUCUAAAAAUACUCGAUUUAGGGGUUUUCGAAGGUGCUGAUUUCGAAAAUCAUGUUAGCUUUUCUCUUUAUAGUACUAUCUGGUACUAUACAGUACGAGGUGAAAAUGUGGCUUUUGGCGUUAAUGGUGUUGUUUUGAUGCUUGGUACUCCUCAAAAACACGUUUUAAAUAAUUGGUACUGUUUAGUACUGUCUGGUACUAUGUAGUACAAGGUAAAAAUUUGGCCUUUAGGCGUUAGUGGUGUUGUUCUGUUGCUUAGUACUCCUAUUUUCACCAUGUACUACAUAGUACCAGACAGUACUAAACAGUACCAGUUAUUUAAAACGUGUUUUUGAGGAGUACUAAGCAUCAAAACAACACCAUUAACGCCAAAAGCCAUAUUUUCACCUCGUACUGUAUAGUACCAGAUAGUACUAUAAAGAGAAAAGCUAACAUGAUUUUCGAAAUCAGCACCUUCGAAAACCCCUAAAUCGAAUAUUUUUAGAAAAUUUUCAAAAAAUUACUUUAUAACACUACUGCUUAAGGAAAACUAGUAUAGUUCAGAAAAAAUGAACCCGAUAUUCGAAAUCAGCAACCUUGAAAACCCCUAAAUCGAGUAUUUUUAGAAAAAAAUCGAAAAAUUACUUUUUAAUACUACUACAAUCAGAAAAAAAAAUAACAAAAUUUUUGAGAUUAAUAACAAUAAAUCCAGUCAGAUGGUUCAGAUGGCAGGUCUAAGCCUCUUCUUUGAUUUUUCCCCGGUUCCGGAAGUGUCACUGUUCCGUCAUUCCGGAAGUGUCACUAUUCCGCCAUUCCGGAAGUGUCCAAAUUCCGGAAAUGUCCUGAUGCGUUUCAAAGAGGUUUCCUUUGGUUUCGAAACAAAACAACUCCAAAAUUCCCUUUUUUUGACAUCCAAAACAAACAUGUUAACCAACGGAGAUCUGUAGAAGUUAAAAAAAAAACUUAUUUACCUAGAGCGUCAGAAUCCACGCACAAAAAACAUAAUUUUUCGAGACCCUGUAAAUUUACAUUCAUUUAGAAUGUUAGAAUGUUUCGAAUUCAGAAAAGAUAUGCUCCAUGAGAUCAGUGUGAUGAAGAUCCUAGAUAACCAUCCCAAUAUCAUAAGUCUAGCGGCUUGUGUCAGCGAUUUAAUCAAUCCGAUCAUCGCAACAGAGUAUUGUGAUCAUGGGGAUCUACUGCACAUGUUGAGAGAGCAUCCACGACAUUACAUGGUACGAAUAAAGAAUAUUGUAAAUGACUUUCCAGAGUUGUAAACCAUGUGAGAAGACGGAGACAUGCCUCUCGUUGUCGGAUAUUUAUCGAAUCGGCGCUCAAAUUGCUGAUGGAAUGGUAAGAUUAAUAAAAAUUUUGCCAAAAUUUUAAUUUUCAGUCAUACAUAGCACAAAACAGAUUCGUCCAUAGAGAUCUGGCCGCCCGAAAUGUCCUCAUGGCCGGGAAUAAUGUCCCCAAAAUAGGGGACUUUGGUCUUUGCAUUAGUUACAGUACCAAACCAUCUCCCCGAGAUGCAAUCAAGCUGCCAAUUAGGAGCCUGUCCAUCGAAUCUCUGAAAGAUUAUAUUUUUUGCGAAAGGACUGACGUGUAAGUAAUCGAAACAGAUACAAUAUUGCACAACAGAUGGGCUUACGGAGUUUUAUUCUUUGAAAUCCUAACUGGAGGAGAGAAGCCCUAUUCUGAAAUUGAUAAUACCAAAUUGUUACAAUAUCUGGAAAGCGGAGAACGUCUCAAAUUGCCUGAAGAUGCUCCUAAAGAACUGUAAGUAAAAUUUUCAACAGUUUGAACUUGUAGACGCGACCUUAUCUAUGAAUGCUGGAUGACGGAUUCAAGUGAUCGACCAUCAUUCAGGGUGAUAAGAGGGGAAAUGGAGGGAUUGUUGGAACAUUCUUUGAAAUCAGUUGGAUAA
This is a messenger RNA of Bursaphelenchus xylophilus (pine wood nematode), 3888 nucleotides long. The record is from the annotation of a GenBank genome assembly. Lineage: Eukaryota; Metazoa; Nematoda; Chromadorea; Rhabditida; Aphelenchoididae.